Molecule: messenger RNA, 6049 nt
Organism: Capsicum annuum
Lineage: Eukaryota; Viridiplantae; Streptophyta; Magnoliopsida; Solanales; Solanaceae
Product: homeobox-DDT domain protein RLT1
Exons: 19
Coding region: 623-5680 (1685 amino acids)
Biological process (GO): regulation of transcription by RNA polymerase II
Molecular function (GO): DNA binding
Source: RefSeq, a predicted model, not a curated record
AAAAAUUUGGGAAAAAAAAAAAAACACAACAGAGAGAGAAAAAAGUGCCCCUCAAUCAAUGAAAAACACACACAAAAAUUUUCAACUUGAUUUCAUUAUCAAAAAAAAGAAAAGAAAAGACUCCAAACCUCAAAAAGAGUUUGUUUUAGUUUUUAAACAAACAAACAACAAAAGAAAAGUAUUUCUACUAACAUUACAUUAAACAUUACAUGGGAUGUACAUGUAAAUGUAACGUGUUUUGGAAAAUUCCUUUUUAAAAAACAAAAUUGUUUUGUGGAAAAAUUAAAAAUUAUUACUACUAUAGAAUUAAACAUACACACACCGAAAGAACAUGGAAUUUGGAACCAACAAGAGGGACUUGUUCUACUAUACUGUUCCUUUUUAUUCAACAAUUUCUUCUUCUUAUUCUUUCCCUUCUCUUCUGUGUUGGGUUUAUUUUUGUUUUUCUCUUUUCUAUUUUUUCUUAUUAUUAUUUUUAAUUAUCAAUUAUUAUUUACCUCAUCUUUUUUUUUUUUUUUUUGGUUUCUCUCCAUGUGUUGUUGGUUAUCACGGGAAGAAUAUAUAGUUACCCAUAUGUAAAGAUUGGAUUUUUAGGGUUUUUUUUGAAGAAAGAUCUGGAAAAAUGGAUGGUGGGUCGGAAGGAGAAGGCAACAAGAACGUUAAUAUGAGUUCAUCUGAAGGACCCAAGAAGCCAAAAAGGCAGAUGAAGACUCCCUUUCAAUUGGAAACCCUAGAAAGAGUUUAUGCUAUGGAAACGUAUCCAUCUGAGGCCAUUCGUGCUGAGCUGUCAGAAAAAUUAGGUCUAACGGACCGGCAAUUGCAGAUGUGGUUUUGUCACAGGAGGUUAAAGGACAAAAACACGUCAGGGGGGACAGAAAAGAAGCCACGUGCUGGUGUGACAGGUGUUAAGAGAAAUGCUAUGGAGUCACCUAGAGAGGAUUUAAUGGUUGCUGAAGCUGCUAGUGAUCGUGGCUCAGGAUCAGUUUCGAGGUCAGGGUCAGGGUCAGGAUCAGGGUCAAGUCGGUUUGAUAAUGGGGAUGAUAUGCCAACAAAGCCUAUAAGACAUUAUGAAUCACCUAGGAGGGCAAUGGAGCGCCGAGUAAUAGCUUGUAUAGAGACACAAUUAAGAGAAACUUUACGUGAGGAUGGUCCUAUUAUUGGGGUGGAGUUUGAUGAGCUACCACCUGGUGCAUUUGGGUCUCCUAUUGAUUUUGGAGAACGCGGGGACCGCUACAGGCACUCCUAUGACAGCAAAUUAUAUGGACCAUAUGAUGCUAAAGUUAGUGUUGGAACAACUCUCUCUCUUUCUCCGGUUCUGACAAGUGGUCAUCGUGAACCUGCUGAGCCGAAGAUUGUAUCUGAUAAAUAUGGACAAAUUGCAGCCCCUUACCUUUAUGAUUCGCCUGUUGACGGCCCUUCUAAAAAUGCGCCAAUAAUGCAAGGGAAUGGACAUUUUGCUAGGGAAUAUGGUGUUGAAGGUCAAAACAUUGGUGUAAUGUCUCAACAGGGCAGGCAGGGACACUUUCCAUCCCCUCAGCAGGAUAACAAAUUCGUCUCUAGUAAUGAGGACUUCUUGCAAUUAGAUCGGAAGCGCAAGAGUGAAGACACCAGAAUAGGAAGGGAUGUUCAAGUAAAUGAAAAACGGAUCCGGAAAGAACUUGAAAAACAAGAUCUUCUACGGCGGAAAAGGGAAGAACAAAUGAAAAAGGACAUGGAGAAGCAGGAUCGUGAAAGAAGAAAGGAAGAACUAAGGCUGAUGCGUGAACAGCAGAGGAAGGAGGAACGAUAUCAGCGAGAGGAAAAGCGUGAACUCGAGAGGAGAGAGAGGUUUAUGCAGAAGGAGCUUUUGAGGGCGGAGAGGAAGAAACAAAAAGAAGAGCUAAGAAAAGAGAGGGAAGCUGCAAAACAGAAGGCUGCUAUGGAGAAGGCAAUGGCACGCAGAAUUGCUAAAGAAUCGAUGGAGCUGAUUGAGGAUGAACGCUUGGAACUUAUGGAUCUGGCUGCCUCUAGCAAAGGGUUACCAUCAAUUGCAUCUCUUAAUUAUGACGCUUUGCAGAACCUCGACUCAUUUAGAGAAUCUUUAUGUGAAUUUCCUCCCAAGUCUGUCCAAUUGAAAAAGCCAUUCUCCAUCCAACCAUGGAUUGCUUCAGAUGACAAUGUUGGGAAUCUUCUUAUGGCUUGGAGAUUCUGUCUAAAUUUUGCAGAUAUUCUGGGGCUUUGGCCUUUCACUCUUGAUGAAUUUCUUCAAGCUUUCCAUGAUUAUGAUUCCAGAUUAUUGGCUGAGAUACAUAUUGCUCUUCUGAAAUUGAUUAUAAAAGAUAUUGAAGAUGUUGCUCGAACUCCUUCUGGUGGGCCUGGGACAAAUCAGUAUAAUGCUAUCAAUCCUGAAGGUGGACAUCCUCAAAUAGUCGAAGGGGCAUAUCUUUGGGGUUUUGACAUACGCAAUUGGCAGAAGCACUUAAAUCCUUUGACGUGGUCUGAAGUACUGCGCCAAUUUGCGCUCUCUGCUGGAUUUGGACCUCCACUGAAGAAAAAGAGUGAACGCACUUGUUUGAAUGAUUCGGAUGAGACUAAAGGUUGCGAAGACAUUGUAUCCACUCUGCGAAGUGGUUCGGCAGCUGAAAAUGCUGUUGCAAUUAUGCAAGAAAAAGGAUAUAUGUCCCAGCGCAAAUCCAGGCAUCGGUUGACACCAGGGACUGUUAAAUUUGCUGCUUACCAUGUUCUUGCUCUUGAGGGAGACAAGGGCUUGAAUGUUCUAGAUAUUGCGGAAAGGAUUCAAAAAUCUGGAUUACGUGAUCUUUCAACAAGCAAGACUCCAGAAGCCUCUAUAUCUGUUGCUUUGUCAAGGGAUCCAAUACUUUUUGAAAGAAUUGCUCCUUCAACGUACAAUGUCCGACUUGCUUUCAGGAAGGAUCCUGCUGAUGCUGAUGCAAUAAUUUCAGCAGCCAAGGAGAAAAUUCUAAGAUAUGCUAAUGGAUUUCUCUCUGGACAAAAUGUUGAAGAUGAAGAAAGAGAUGAUGAUUCUGAAGGUGAUGCUGCUGAAGGUCCAGAAGUCGAUGACUUGGGUACUCCGUAUGGUGUAAACAAGAAUAGCGAGCAAUUGCUUGACACCUGCUUGGUGAAUGGAAAAAGUAAGCUCUCUGAUGAGGUUGCACGACAAAUUGGAGUUGAUGUUGUCGGUAUUGAGGGAAGUAACCCUAGCCAAGAAUGUUCAGAAAUUGAUGAAAGCAAAGCAGGUGAGCCAUGGGUUCAAGGACUCACUGAAGGUGAAUACUCUGACCUUUGUGUUGAGGAGCGUCUAAGUGCUCUCGUUUCCUUGAUUGGCAUAGCAAAUGAAGGGAAUUCUAUCCGUGCAAUUCUUGAGGAUCGUCUGGAUGCAGCAAAUGCUUUGAAAAAACAGAUGUGGGCUGAAUCCCAAUUGGAUAAAAGACGAUUAAAGGAGGAAACAGUCAAUAGAUUUAAUGAUAGUUCCUUCAAUGCUGUGGUUGAGGGUAGCCAAAGCCCAUUGGGGUUUACAAACAAUAAAAAUCAAGGGACGUCACCAACCACGCUGGUCAAGGAUGAAUCUGCUGUUAUUGUAGGAAAUGUUCAGAAUCACUUUGAGAGUAUUCUUGCUGAAAAGAGUUCAGCCGCACAAGAAACUUUUGUGGGUCAAUUUGCUGUACCAAGUGGGAAUACAGCAGAAAGGUCACGCAUGCAGUUAAAGUCUUUCAUUGGCCACAAAGCAGAAGAGAUGUAUGUGUACAGGUCCUUGCCUUUAGGUCAAGACCGCAGGCGUAAUCGCUACUGGCUAUUUGUUGCCUCUGGUUCUAGUCAAGAUCCUGGUUCUGGCAGGAUAUUUUUUGAAUCACCUCAAGGCUGCUGGAGACUUAUUGACACUGAAGAGGCAUUUGAUCGUCUUUUGGCUUCUUUGGAUACUCGAGGCAUCAGGGAAUCACAUUUGCAUAUUAUGUUACAAAAAAUUGAGGGUCCUUUCAAGGAACGUGUGUGGAGAAACAUGUCUUAUGGUGAUAACGUUGGUCAACAUGGAAGCAAAUAUAGAAAUAAAUCUUCUGCAGUUAGUUCAAGCCCAGCCUGUGGUGCAAGUGCUUACAGCCCUAAAAGUACCAUAUAUGGCGUGAGUUCGGAUAGCUGGGAAACAUCUUUGUCUUUUAAAAUUGAGUUUGGGAAGAAUGAGGAAGAGAAAAGGAAUGCCUUAAUGAGAUAUCAAGGUUUUCAGAUCUGGAUGUGGAAAGAAUGUCUCAGAUCAUCAAUCGUACGUGCCUUGCGAUAUGGGAAGAAAAGGUCCUUGUCGCUUUUGGGCCUUUGUGGCCACUGUUUAGAGUCUUAUCUUUCAGAAGAGGGCAUUUGCCCUUCUUGCAACAAGAUGAGUAGCAAAGUUGACAUGAACGCCGAGUUCCUUGAGCAAGCAAUGGACUCUAUGGACAAUAUGAAAUUUGAUUGCAAUAGUUUGAUGGUUUCAAAUGCUUUUCCUCUAAGAGUCAGAUUGAUGAAGGCCGUAUUAAGUUUCCUUGAGGUUUAUGUGCCAUAUGAGGCACUUCAAUCAUCUUGGACAGAAGACUGUAGAAAGACAUGGGGCAUGAAGCUGCAAUAUUCAUCGUCUCCUGAGGAUCUUCUCCAGAUUCUGAUUCAGUUAGAGGGCGCCAUCAAGCGUGAUUACUUGUCUGCCGACUAUGAGACUGCAGAAGAAUUGAUGGGUCUAUGUGCUUCAUCAAGAAAUGCUGCUUGUGCAUCUACUUAUGAAUCUGUACCACAACUCCCGUGGAUACCUCAUACCACCGCUGCAGUGGCUCUCAGACUUUUGGAGCUUGAUGCCUCCAUAUCCUAUGAUCCUCAGCAGAAAACUGAGGUUGAGUUAAAAAAUAAAGUAGAUUGCCUUCCAGUUGAGUUGUCUUCCCUUCUAAAUCAAAAGCCAUCUUUGGGGUAUUCUUCUUUGAAAGGUCUGCAAAAGGUAGAACCAACAGAAAUUGAUCAUGAUGGACCAUUGAGAGAGGAAAACUGGGAUUAUCUCAGCAAUUUGCCUAGCAGCUCGAGAAGUAGGCAAGUUGUUCGUGGGCGAGGAGGCGGUCGUCCGCGAAAGCUGCAGAAAGGAACUGCUAGCAAACUAUCAGAAUCUGGCAGGGCUGUUGUAAGGCCUACUGAGACGUUAACUCAAGUACUUAUUAAGCAGGGAGAAACGCAUGGGCAGAGACAUGUACGAGGUCGCCGAACUGUCAGAAAGAGGAGAAUAGAUAAUAAAAUUGUUGAAGAAACCCAACCAGAUUAUUUGGGUGACAGAAGCAGCCGGCUAAGUCUUGUAGUAUCACCUAGAAAGCUUGUGAGGGAAGAGUUUGACAUGAACGUGGAAGGAAUAGAAGCCACAAAUGAUAAUAGUAUGAGUAUGGAAGCUGCUGAAUCUGAUGAUAGUGCUCCCGAAAAUACAUAUGAGUUUAACAGGAGUGAUUUAAUGGAAAUGUCAGAUGAGGAUCAGGUUGUUUAUGCCGGUGAUGGCAUUGAAGAUGACGAGGAGGAGGAAGAGGACAACGAUGACCCUGAUAAUGACAAUGAUGAUAGAUACAGAAGCCAUGGUCAAAAUCUGGAAAGAUACGUUAACAUGGAUGACGACGACUCAGAUAGAGAUGGGGAUGUCAAUGAGGACCAAGAGUUGGAUUCUUCAGAGUCUGAAGAUUAUAGUGAUUGAGGUUGCCAAGAUUUUUGGGGGAGCGCUUGACAACUGCUCUAUAGCUCUGAUGUUUGAUCGCCGGAGAACAAAGGUCUGGUGUGAAUGUGAUUGCAUUCUUUUUCUUUUUUUAAUUUCUUUUUGGAGAAACUUUGAUUCUUUUAAGAUGAAGCCCUGGAGCUGGCUUGUCUCUGUGUAUAGUGUUAAAGGAGCAGAUUUUGUUACAUUUUAUCGUCAUAGCAGAUGUCAGAAUAGUAUAAAGUUGGUUAGUCCUUGUUCCAAUACCGCCGUGCAAUAUGGGGCUGUUGGUGAUCAAAAAUAGCUAUGUCAAAUUUCACAGUUGCACAUUUCUGAUCAUUUUUACUUUCAAUAUAAAUGAAUAGUAUCUCA